Molecule: messenger RNA, 1764 nt
Organism: Triticum aestivum (bread wheat)
Lineage: Eukaryota; Viridiplantae; Streptophyta; Magnoliopsida; Poales; Poaceae
Product: protein FAR1-RELATED SEQUENCE 5
Exons: 4
Coding region: 769-1764 (331 amino acids)
Source: RefSeq, a predicted model, not a curated record
UCUCACAUGGGCACACCGCACACGCAACAACAGUAGUGGGACAGGGACACAAUGAACAAGCGUGGAGUCAUCCCGAAUCACAGACACGUGGCGACUUGCAGAGGCGGCUUACGCCUGGCUGAAAUCAACCGGAUGAUUAGAAACGUUUUCCAUAUAAUAUUCUGUUACUAGUAACAAAAUAGCUUUAUCCUAUUCUGCUAACACAUGCUGCUAACAACCUAAUCUUAUUCUGCUAACAUCUCGAGACCUAUCCGCUACAAAACAUAACCGCACGAAGGAACCGAACGAAUUGCACAACAAAGCAAAAAAAACCACCCCACCUUAUCCUCACCUCAGCCACCCACUCCUCUCUCUCACCCCAUGCUCCACCACCGCACCACCUCCCCCACACCGCCGCACCAACUCCGCCGACCAUUGCGCUACCUUCCCCAGGCCAGGGCGCCACGCAACCGAGCCCCCCCACCACCACCUCGCGCGGCACCGCACCACCUACCUUUCCCCGUGCCGCCGCACCAACUCCCUCCACGGCGCCACCCCACCACCUCGCGCUCUUCCACAACCCAUAGCCAUGGUGCGCCCCCUUCCUCCCUAUUGCUCCUUCUCGAGGAGUCCACUUCGGGCACGGAUCCGGCCAACCCCAUCCAGGCUACCUACAGUGGCGGCGUCAGGAAAUGAAGCCUGGUUUCAAGAUGAAGAUAUUUUUUUCGUCGAUGCCGGCAACAGUAUUGUGUGCAUAUAUCAGAACGGACGAAGCAACCUAUUGAUCAGAUGUCGGAUCUCCCAGAUUAUCUAAUACCAAGACUAAAGAUGCGAUUCCAAGAUGUAGAGAAAGGAAGGGAAUUUUAUAACAGAUACGCCAGACACGCUGGUUUUGGAAUUAGGAAGACGGGAGGGAAUGACAAUCACAAGUAUUUUGUUUGCGUGUUCCAAGGGAAACACACAACUUCUGUUUCAGAGGCUGACAAGCAGCGAAACAAAACAUCGCAGAGGACAGGCUGCAAUGCAAGAAUGAGGGUGAAGAUGCAGGAGGAUAACACAUGCGUGGCAGUGGACAUUGAGUAUAAUCAUAAUCACCAACUCAUGCAAACUGAUGACAUGCUGGUAUUCUUGCACUCACAUAAGAAUUAUGACCCCACUAUUUUGGAGUACGUAAACCUUCUGCGGUACCACGAUGUCAAGCACACAACAAUCAUGUCCAUGCUAUCUGAAAAUGAAGAUGGAAGCUACUUCCUAAGCAUGACUGGACGAGACCUACUAAACCAGAAAGCCAAUAAUGCAAGGAAAGAUGAUUUGGAUGUUGUAUUGAAACUUGUAUCAUUCUUCGAAGACAUGAAGGCAAUCAAUAAUGAGUUUCUCUAUGACAUACAAGUAGACAAGGACAAGUCAAUUAAAAGCAUUUUCUGGUCGAAUGCAAGCUGUCGAGGAGCGUAUCAAGACUUUGGCGAUUGCGUAACAUUCGACAAAACUUACAAGACCAACAGAUUUCAUAUGCCUUUGGGAGUGUUUGUUGGAACAAACCAUCACUUGCAGUCAACAAUAUUUGUUGUUGCCCUGAUCAGAGACGAAGAUGCAAAGUCAUUCAAGUGGCUGUUCGAUACAUUUGUACGGUGCAUGAACAACAAGCACCCAACUUGCAUUCUAGCAGGCGAGUUAAAAAAAACUCUACAUGUUUCAUCAUCUUUCCAGUCUAUGGGUCUGUAUUGGGCAUAUUUGGUUUUAACUGAAAAUAAUGUAAAGCAAGCUGUUCAACCACUGUUAGUAUAG